AUGGCCGAUCAUGAUGUCCCCGACUCUACAGACUGGCUCACGACGCCGCUCACUGCCCUUGCCGCCGUCGAAAGCGCUUUGCGAUGUCAAAUAUGCAAGGACUUUUACAAAACCCCUAUGAUCACCACCUGCUGCCAUACCUUUUGUUCACUAUGCAUCCGACGGACUUUGUCCAAUGAAGGAAAAUGUCCACUGUGUCGCGCAUCGGAGCAGGAGCUUAAGUUGCGGAGCAAUUGGUCAAUGGAAGAAGCCGUGCAAGCAUUCAUCAAUGCCAGGCCAGCAACAUUGGAGUUGGCGCGAAGCGGAAACACCAAGAAGACAACCUCGAAACGAAAAACAGUCGAAGAUCAUCCUGAGUCGGGGGAUGCGCCAGACGGCAAGCGACUACGGUCAUCCACGCGACUGCGAAACACCCGGUCGACCCCGUCUUAUGCAAUUCCUACCGAAGAGGAGGAGACUGUCGAACUUUCAGAGGACGAUGAGGACUUUCAACCGGAGCCAGAGGAUGGCCUUGUCGCGUGCCCAGUUUGCGAAAGUCGAAUGAAGGAAUGGCAGGUUUUCAAACACCUCGAGACAUGCACUGGACCUGUACAAAAGCCACGGGGAACUCCUGCAAGUAGCUCAAACCCCAGUUUCAGCCAACAGCGACAUCAAACAAGAGCCCCGGACCGUCUACCUGCAAUCAAUUACUCCAUGUUCAAGGACCAAGCUUUGCGAAAGAAGUUGUCCGAUCUUGGUAUUUCAAAUCAGGGCCCUCGAAUUCUCCUAGAGCGCCGACAUAAAGAGUGGAUGACAAUAUGGAAUUCAAACUGCGACGCUGCGCGCCCAAGAAAACGCCAUGAAUUGUUACAUGAUUUGGAUGUCUGGGAACGGACACAAGGAGGUCGGGCUCCAACAACAGGGCGAUCCGUACAAAAUGCAGCAAUCAUCAAAGACAAAGACUUUGACGGUGCAGCAUGGGCAGCUAAACAUGAUACAUCCUUCAAAGACCUGAUUGCAGAUGCAAAAAGGACUAGGCUUGAGGCCAAAAAGAAGGCUGAACAGGCGGCUAACGAGUCGAAAAAGGAAGACACAACACCACAAGAGAACAACGAUCAAACGCAACAAACCCAUUAUGCUGACUGUCGGGCGGAUUCAAGAUCGGCUUUCCCGUCAAGGCCGGCUGAAGCAGUCCCAUGGGGUGCGUCGCAUUCCGAUAGUCCGUCGCCUGAACGAUCGCUUUCUCAAUCUAAGCGUCACGGAGGAAGCAACAGGGAUUUGAGCAGAGAGCCAUCGGGCACCCGCAGGGACAGGUACUCGCCAAAUCAAAUACACAACAACCCCUGGCCUGAGAAUUACAAUGGCGACUCGUAA
This is a messenger RNA of Fusarium redolens, 1353 nucleotides long. RefSeq lists its product as uncharacterized. Gene Ontology annotation, cellular component: Rad6-Rad18 complex; nucleus. Gene Ontology annotation, molecular function: ubiquitin protein ligase activity; single-stranded DNA binding. The transcript has 2 exons. The record is from RefSeq and is a predicted model, not a curated record. Lineage: Eukaryota; Fungi; Ascomycota; Sordariomycetes; Hypocreales; Nectriaceae. The coding region runs from base 1 to 1353 and encodes 450 amino acids. Gene Ontology annotation, biological process: protein monoubiquitination; DNA damage tolerance.